Suillus bovinus is the source of this 723-nucleotide messenger RNA. RefSeq lists its product as uncharacterized. NCBI's taxonomy places the organism in Eukaryota, Fungi, Basidiomycota, Agaricomycetes, Boletales, Suillaceae. Bases 32 to 616 code for a protein of 194 amino acids. The transcript is spliced from 6 exons. The record is from RefSeq and is a predicted model, not a curated record.
AACUUGUUAUUUUCAAUGGUCAAAGUAUAGUAUGUCGCCGCCUCGUCUCAUAAUCUCUGAGUCACUCACUGUCCGUCCGCCGAAAUGUGUGUUCUUGUUCGAGUGUCAAAAUUUGAAGGUUCGACACUGCCAAUCAUCGACAGUGGGACCGAGCCAGAUUGAUAGCUUCUGCAUUGACAUGCAUGUGUGUAGUGGCAUCAACUCUUACGAAAGGAUAUUCAACCGUACGUCUUCGUCCCUCGCCUGCUGUUGGUACCACAAAACUACCAAGUUUGGUACACAACACCGCGGGGAAAUGCACAAAGGAGGCGAGGGCUUGCAGGGUCUUAACAGCGUAAGUUCAUUCACCCCAGACUCAACUCCGGCCGGCGGAGCCAGGACUAUGGGCAAAAGGAUAUUGCAAUCACGCGUUGCAAAAUGCGUCCUGGCCCAUGGGCUUCUCGUGACUGAACACUCUGCAAGUCUAGUCCCACCCUGUUUCGACCCAAUGACAUCUACCUUAGCGGGCAGAUCAAAUACCAGCGCUUGGCACUCUGUACUUUGGACCAACAGCUGGGGGACUUGCCCUGACUGUCCGGGGGUCAAGGCUAACAGCAACGAGUGCUCGUCGUAUUAAAAAGCCUGCAAUAAACAACAUGUCUUACACAAUCGCAGUCAGAGUCAUCGACGCCACCAACAACAAUUCCAAUUUCACGCUCGCUGAGAAAAAUGUGUGGCAUAACG